Messenger RNA from Rhagoletis pomonella (apple maggot), 1667 nucleotides. RefSeq lists its product as uncharacterized. The transcript is spliced from 3 exons. The record is from RefSeq and is a predicted model, not a curated record. Bases 503 to 1648 code for a protein of 381 amino acids. NCBI's taxonomy places the organism in Eukaryota, Metazoa, Arthropoda, Insecta, Diptera, Tephritidae.
GCAGCGCAACAGCUUGCUUGGCUGCUUAUUGGAGUGCUUGUGAAAAAUAAAAAAUAUUGAAUCGAAUUAGUGAAAUUGCUGAUAAUUAAUAAAUAGAUCGUUGUGAGUUGUGAACUGCGGCCAUUACAAAUGGAAAGUUUACGAAUUUUUCGUAUCGAAGUGUUAAGAAUUCCAAGAAACAUGCUUUAUUCAUUUGCGAAAAUGUCGAAUGGUUUGUUUAUUUGCGCCCACGCUGAGUGCGUUUAAACAAAAGUGCUAUAUAUGUACAUACAUUUGAUUGUAGUUGAUUAAUACCGUGUCUAAUACCAGUCAAUGAAUAAAUAAAAGAAAUAUCCGAUAAAAAAUACAAGUUCAAAGCACAGAACCAGUUCAAAGUGUAUUUGUAGCGAGUGGUGCAUUGUGCGUGUGCGUAUUGGGAAGUGCAACUAUAAAAAUUAUUAAAUAAAAAAGUUCAUCUACACGAAGAAAGUGUGUGCGUGUACGCGCGAACAAAUCGACUAGAAUGUGCGAUAAUGACGAAUCCAUUUCGUCACAGCACCAAUCCAAUCUGAAUCUGAAUACUAAUAUGAUCGGUGAUAGCAUUGAGCCUGGAGAGCUGCUGCUACCUGCAAACAGUCAAAGCCAAUUGGCGCAAGACGCCAUUUCCUUAUGCAGCUCAGAAGCAUCUUUCGAUCAGCAGCUGCAUCAGACCACACAAUCGCUUGCUAUAGCGAGUUCCAUGAUGGCCGGUUUUGGUUACGACCCCAGCAACAGCAACAUUGUUGGAGGCAUCAAUGGUGGCGGCAGCAACAGCGCCGGCGCUGUUGGCACGAACUGCAUAACCGGCACCAAUAGUAUUUUACGUUAUAAUGAUUUAAACAUUUUCGGUUCAAGUGAGUCUGUGGGUGUAAUGGCGACGGUUACGCCUACGGCCACAACACCAUCGCUGGCACCACAAAUUGCCGCUGCUGUGAAUACGGUCAAGAUCAAUGUAGAGGAACUGCUGCGCGAGAAUCGUGCUUUGCGCGAAAAGCUCAAGGAAGUCACUGCCCAUCGUGAUCAUUUGAUAUGCGAAGUGUCAAAUCUACGUUUAGAACUGGAUAUGUCCGAGUUGAAACAGCUGCCGGAACAAAGUUUCCCACAAAAAUCCAUCGAGCGUAGCGGUUCGACCCAAUAUGAUAUUGCUGCACCGCCUGGCUCCACAACAUCCGGUUCCACAAUGUCAACGGAUUGUGGUGGCUACGUUUACCUGCAGCAACACUAUAUACCCUCGAGCUCUUCCAGUGCUGCUAUAAAUUAUCCCGUCAUGCCACAAUCUCACAUGAUUUACCAGCAACAUCAUCCACAACAGUAUGCAACCUCGUGCCAUCAACAACAAAUCGCACAUCAACCAGCAACAGCGGGAACUGGUGGUAUACAUCAUGGCCAACAUGUGAGUUUACAUCAUCAGCAUCACCAUCAUCAUCUACUGCAUGGCCAUCAUCAUCAUCAUGGUGGUGCCGUUGUGAUUGCAGGCAGUGGUGUUGGCACUGGCAUGGGCGGCAGCGGCAUCGCUGGCGGCGGUCCAGGUAGCACUUCACCAUCGGCAAUGCAGCAAAAUAUGCACAAGAAAAACUCUAUACGAAAUGGCAGCGAUGUGAUGAAGCGCGCACGUGCACAGACAGCGUAAGUUCUUUUUUGCUUAUUUU